Messenger RNA from Halteromyces radiatus, 660 nucleotides. RefSeq lists its product as uncharacterized. Lineage: Eukaryota; Fungi; Mucoromycota; Mucoromycetes; Mucorales; Cunninghamellaceae. The record is from RefSeq and is a predicted model, not a curated record. The coding region runs from base 41 to 640 and encodes 199 amino acids. The transcript has a single exon.
AUUUUAUUUUAUUUUUUUUCAGUUUUAUUUUUUUUUAUCGAUGCAACGUUAUGGUGGAAUGCCUCAUAACAAUAAUACAUAUGCAUUAGCUCAAUUUUUAGCCACCACUGGUCCACCAGAACCUUUGGAACAUAAAAUGCGAUCAAAGACGAUUUUUGAUCGACUUCGAAAAAAAGCCAGCCAUAGUAAUAAUGCCAUUCUUUUACAACAACAUCAAUACCAACCUCCUUUAAUGCGGCACAAACAUCAUAGAAAACAUAUUCCUUUAGUGGAGGAUGCUAAUCAACCAAGAUUAUACGAUGAUGAAGAACCAUUGUCCUUUCCCACCCCGCCUGCAUCAUCUUUGCAUGAAUCUCAUCAGGAAGAAAAGGCCAUUGAUAGUUUGGUUCAAACUGAACCUUUACAAACUCGAUGUGAUCAAUGUUGUCGUCCUUUACAAGAUAAUAAGAAAAAACGUAGGGAAAGUAGUCCUGCUUGGUUACAAUCUGGUCAACGCAUCAAGUUGGGUCAAGAAGCUACGGUGUUAUUGGCCUUGAUUGAUCAAUUGAAACAACAAUUGGCCGAGGAACAACAAUCAAGAAAACUCUUGGAAAAAGCUAUCCAAUCACAAUGGUUAGAAAAAAUCGAUGCCUCCGAAUAAAAAAAAUUGUUGUUUCUUUU